CCAGGGGGACGUCUGGAGCUUCAGCUGAGGAGGUGGAUGGCAAGAGCUGCCCCCCGCCCCGAGGAGGCCUGUGCCUUGGCAGAGUGGUGUGUCAGGGGCUGUGGAGGAGCAUGAGCUCCUAUGAGAGGCUGGGGAGAGCAGCAUAGACAGGAGGAGGGACACACACAAAGACAGAAAACAAAUAUCUAAACUUGUCAACAGCGGCAGCACAAGAGCAGAGAAACCACUGCCCACAGAGGCAGGUAUUCAGCUUAGGGAGAAGACACAAGAAGGAGGCAGAAUGAGGGCCAGAGUGAAUGAGGAGAAGAGCCAGGCCUGACCUGUCCCUACUAAAUGUUGGGCGCAUGCUUCACUCUGUGGUGGCCAAGGAGAUGUGGGAGGAGGAGUCAGUCCAGGUCCGGGGGCAGCAGAAACCAGAGGAGCUGCUGUAGCCACUGACUCCCCUUCCUUGGAUGUGCCUGGAGCUUGAAGGAUGAGUUCUUGCGCAGGGGGCUGGACCCCCAGUAGGACAGAGUGGACAAAUGUGGGGUACAUCUGUGAGCAUCAGGUAUGAGAACCUAGGUGGGACCAGACAAGGAGUACCCCAAAGUCCAAGGAAAAGGCCCCCAUUCUUCAGACUUGGGUCUAAGGCCCCUAGGAAAUUGAAACAUGGCUGUGGCCUAACAGUCCCCAAUUCCUGAUCCCUCUGCUGGUUCCUCCUCUUCCCAGGAGCCCCCUUGGGACCAGCUCUGUGUCAGCCAGAGCCUGGCUGCCUACUCCCUGGCACAGCUGGACUGCGAUGCACCCAAUGGCCACAGGGUGGCGGAAGUACCCCACGCCAAGCUCAGAGGCCAGCGUGGGUCUGCCAGGCUUCUCAGAGCUCCAUCUCCUGCAGCUCCAGCUGCUGGCGGCAGACCAGUGUGGCUGUUGGACAACCCUGGGGCCUGGGGCUUUCUCCACCCCAACACACUAUGCCAAUCCCUACCCUGUAGCUACUGCAAACCCAGCCACUGCUCUCAUUCUCAGGUCACACCCCCAGGGAAUCCUAAAGUCAGGCAAGGCCAGGAUCUUAAACAUUAGACAGACCAUCGGCCAGACAGGAGCAAAGACUUGCUGGAGGCCACCAAAUGAGUUAUGGCCAUGCUGUCCUCCCUCCCUCCAAAGUUCUCUUUCCACCACUUCAGGUAGCUUCCAUUGGACAUGGGAAGCUCAGGGCCAAAAGCCUUUCAUCCCAAAGAGAUGCCAAGCAGAGAGGGUUUGAAAGGACUGUGCUUCAGGCUACAGCAGCCUAGGUCUGCUUUCAGACCCCACCCCCACAGGCUCCAAGGGAAGGACCUGGAAUUCUAGCCGCUUCACAGCGUUUGUGUUCUGGGCGGAACCUGCCCCAGCCCAGUUCCGCUCAUGUGCUGAGUCCUGUCCCUGUACCCACUCCCCCAUUCCUGGCCCCAGACCAUGCCCUAGAAUGAACUCGCUGCAGAAGCAGGACCUCCGGAGGCCCAAGAUCCAUGGGGCAGUCCGGGUGUCCCCCUACCAGCCACCCACACUAGCCUCCCUACAGCGCUUGCUGUGGGUCCGUCGGGCUGCCAUGCUGAGCCACAUCGAUGAGGUCUGGCCCAACCUCUUCCUAGGAGAUGCGUACGCAGCCCGGGACAAGAACAAGCUGACCCAGCUGGGCAUCACCCAUGUCGUGAAUGUUGCUGCGGGCAAGUUUCAAGUGGACACAGGUGCCAAGUUUUACCGCGGAAUGCCCUUGGAGUACUAUGGCAUUGAGGCUGAUGACAACCCCUUCUUCGACCUCAGUGUCUACUUUCUGCCUGUGGCUCGAUACAUCCGGACUGCCCUCAGUGUUCCUAAAGGCCGUGUGCUGGUACACUGUGCUAUGGGGGUGAGCCGCUCUGCUACAGUUGUCCUGGCCUUCCUCAUGAUCUGCGAGAACAUGACGCUGGUGGAGGCCAUCCAGACAGUGCAGGCCCACCGUGAUAUCUGCCCCAACUCGGGCUUCCUCCAGCAGCUCCAGGUUCUGGACAACCGACUGGGGCGGGAGACGGGGCGGCUCUGACUUGGUGAGCAGCCAGAAGCCCUGACCUUCUGGCCAGCAUGGCCCAACCCAACCAGCCUGGCCCUGGGGACAGCAGCCUCUGCUGUUUCCAGUGACCUUGAGGUAUAAAUAGCAAGUGGGGGCUUAGCUGAGGCAGAAGCAGGGAGAAUUGAGUGGUGACCUUUAGCAGGUGGAUUUCCCUGACCCAAUCCAAAGAUUCUUUAUACAAAAGAGAGUUCAGUCUGUCUCUAUAAUAAAAUGUUCAUCAUAAUAAAGA
Molecule: messenger RNA, 2294 nt
Organism: Acinonyx jubatus (cheetah)
Lineage: Eukaryota; Metazoa; Chordata; Mammalia; Carnivora; Felidae
Gene: DUSP13B
Product: dual specificity phosphatase 13B
Exons: 4
Coding region: 1442-2038 (198 amino acids)
Biological process (GO): protein dephosphorylation; negative regulation of MAPK cascade
Cellular component (GO): cytoplasm
Molecular function (GO): protein tyrosine/serine/threonine phosphatase activity; MAP kinase phosphatase activity
Source: RefSeq, a predicted model, not a curated record